This is a messenger RNA of Pseudogymnoascus verrucosus, 1809 nucleotides long. RefSeq lists its product as uncharacterized. The record is from RefSeq and is a predicted model, not a curated record. Gene Ontology annotation, molecular function: cellulose binding. The transcript has 2 exons. Gene Ontology annotation, biological process: carbohydrate metabolic process. Bases 754 to 1659 code for a protein of 301 amino acids. NCBI's taxonomy places the organism in Eukaryota, Fungi, Ascomycota, Leotiomycetes, Thelebolales, Thelebolaceae. Gene Ontology annotation, cellular component: extracellular region.
CUCCAUUUCCCCACACUUCCAUCAGUUUAAUAUAUACCAGAACCCAUCACGAAUGGGAUCCAUUUUAGCCGCGAGUGCAACGAAUAGCCAUGUGAUGGGGUAAACAAAAUGCCCGGAGAGUUAUGGCCGCUGCGUGCAGCGACGACCAUGCAGGUACUUUCAAUCCUUGCACCUAUAGGUAUCACCGCCGGCCCGGCAGAUAUACCAAUAUCAUGCCAAUCUACUUUGACUGCGCGCGAGGUGACAGUCACCCUGCCUGCUGCCCAUACGAUAUUCACCUUCCUCUUUCCCCGCAUUGUCUACCCCCACUCUGGGGCCUGGGGUCGAUGAACACGCCAUCCACCUACCGGCAUCUGGAUGGAGCGGUGGAGCAUGGCUCAUUUGUCUCAACCUUCGACCGUUAUCCUUUGAAAGUUCUCUGCAAUCCGGGAAUUCGAAUCCAUGCCUCAUAUGUGCCUUUUGAGCCUUGUGACCGAGGAUCACGGCCCGGUUGGGUUUUGGCAUCCGUAAUAGUGCACUUGGCACCAGCAGCAUCCUCACCUGGAAGGUCUAGGUCUCGCGUUUCAUUCUAGUAUAUUUUUUUCCUGGGGUUUCCAAGCUUGGCCUUGAUGACAAUUUGUUCGUCGCGUCUCUACACUGGCAUAACGGCCCUGCUUUAAAUAUUGGAAGCCUGUAUAAAAGCAUCCGCAUCUCUCUCUCACUUGGCACUCCCCCAACCACCUUCAUCCUCACAGCUCACCUCCAUCUACAGCCAUGAAGCUAUCUAUUACUGCCCUUGCAGUCGCGCUUCUUGCCCGAGAGGCAUCAGCUCACUAUAUCUUUCAAUACCUGACUUAUGGUGGCACAAAGUUUCCCCAAUACCAAUAUAUCCGGAAGAACACCAACUAUAACUCUCCCGUCACCGACCUCACCUCUAAUGACCUCCGAUGCAAUGAGGGCGGCUCGGUCGGUGCUGGGGCCACCAUUUCCGUGACUGCAGGUUCAACUGUCACCUUCACCGCAGAUGUUGCGGUUUACCAUCAAGGACCUACCUCCUUCUACAUGGCCAAGGCCAGCAGCACUGCUAAUACUUUCGACGGCGCCGGCAACGUUUGGUUCAAAAUUAAGGAUAUUGGCCCGACCUUCUCCAACGGCGCGGCCACUUGGGAUCUCGGACUCACCUACAGCGUUACUAUUCCCGCCAGCGUACCCAAUGGCGAAUAUCUUCUCCGUAUCCAACAGCUCGCCAUCCACAACCCGUGGCCUGCAGGAAUUCCCCAGUUCUACAUAGAGUGCGCACAGAUUUCCGUCACAGGCGGUGGCAGUGGAGUCCCAGGCCCCUUGGUUGCUAUCCCAGGUGCUUUCCACGAUACUGAUCCUGGAUACACUGUCAACAUCUACAACGCCUUCACCAGCUACACUGUUCCAGGCCCUGCUGUCUGGACUGGCGGGAAUAGCGGCGGCGGGGGCGGCGGCGUCACCACCCCACCUGCUACAACAACAAAAUCCCCAACAACCACUGCGCCACCUACGCAGCAGACAUCUACGACACCUCCUACUACUGGCACUGGUUCUCCACUUUAUGGGCAAUGUGGGGGCACCGGCUGGACUGGCCCAACCACCUGCGCUAGUGGCACUUGCAAGGUUACAAACGAGUGGUAUAGCCAAUGCUUGCCAUAGAGUGAGCGAGCCUGCUAGGGGUGCAUGGUUGGAAGGAUAUUGUACGUCUGUUGUAGAGAUUGAAUGAAUACCUGAACAUGAUGGAAGACUGUCUUGGAAGGGGCUUUUAUUGUACAUAAUUUUACUAUUAGUACACUUAUAACAUGACAU